Molecule: messenger RNA, 2836 nt
Organism: Hippocampus zosterae (dwarf seahorse)
Lineage: Eukaryota; Metazoa; Chordata; Actinopteri; Syngnathiformes; Syngnathidae
Gene: ftr82
Product: finTRIM family, member 82
Exons: 7
Coding region: 402-2138 (578 amino acids)
Molecular function (GO): zinc ion binding; protein binding
Source: RefSeq, a predicted model, not a curated record
ACCGCGGAGGGGAAAUGAAGGCGUUUUUUCGAGCGUAUUUCUUUUCUCGUUUUGAACUUUACACAUUUCACUCAUUCUCUCUUUCAGCCCUUUUCGUUUCCUCUCUUUCCGGCCUACAAGGUUCGCUCUCCCUCCCUCCUGCUUUCUUUCUCUCCUCCCUUGCUCAACCUGCUUAUCUGAACAGGGCAGGGCUGCAUACACUCACACGGCGCAGGAGGCGGGCCUUGUCUGCUUUCAAUCAAUAACCUCUGGAAUUCAGAAAUACAAGUAGGUCCUGUCUCUGGCAGGCUGUACCACACUCAGGAGGGCGGGCUCCCACACAGACUCGGCUCAGCGCUCUUUGCUCCCGGCAUUUUCUCUCCACUUCCUCAGGACUGAAAGUGUUCCGUGCGCCCGCUGCAAUGGCUGACCACACGUCUCCAGACUACUUUAGUUGUACCCUGUGCGUGAACCUCCUGAGGGACCCUGUCGCUAUUCCUUGCGGCCACAGUUUCUGUAUGGACUGCAUCAGCGGCUACUGGAAUGAGGCGGACUACACGGGGAUAUACAUUUGCCCUCAGUGCAAGAUCACCUUCACCCAGAGGCCCGUGCUGCGGCCCAACGCCACCCUCAGCAUGGUGGCUGAGAAGAUCAAGAAGAGUGGUCUGAACCUGAACGUCCACGUGCCCCAAGGGAACGGCUACGCCGGGCCAAGCGACGUCCCUUGUGACUUCUGCUCCGGGAAGAAACUCAAAGCCAUCAAGUCCUGCCUGAACUGUUUGGCAUCCUACUGUGAGAAACACCUGAAGCCACACUAUGAGUCAGCCACAUUCAAAAGGCACAAGUUGGUAGACGAGUUGGGAAACCUGGACAGGAAGAUUUGCCCGCAGCACCAGAAGUCUUUGGAGCUCUUCUGUCGAACCGACCAAAUGUGCAUCUGUGCCAUCUGCACAGUCAGUGAACACAAAGGCCACGACAUCGUUUCUGCUGAGGCCGAGAGGAGUGAGAAACAGAAACUCUUGGGAAUCUCCACAGCCGAGAUUAGACAAAAAUGUCAAGAGCGCGUAAAGGAGCUAGAGGAGUUGAAGACGGCGGUGGAUUCAUUAAAGAACUCGGCCCAGCGAGCCAUGGUGGAGAGUCAGAAGAUGUUUGAGGACAUGAUUCGUUCCAUCGAGAGGAUGAGGUCAGAGGUGACCAAACUGAUUGGGAUCAAUGAGAAGGCUGCAUUCAACCAAUCCGAAGCUUUGGUCGAGCGUCUGGAACAGGAGAUUGAUGAACUAAAGAAAAAGGAGUCAGGCUUGAAGCAGCUUUAUUCUACGGAUGACCACAUCCACUUUUUGCAGAACUUCAACUACCUAUGCACCCCCACCGAUGAUGGCUUCAUACCAAAGGUGACCGUGAACCCCGACUUCUCCUUUGGGGCCGUCAGGAAAGCUGUAGCCGAGAUCAAGGAACGGCUGGAAGAAUUUGGCAGGGAAGAGCUGCUGAAGAUCUCCAAAACAGUGAAUGAUGUUCCGGUGUACACUACGGAAAGUCGAACACUGGACAGAAGAAGCAGAGGUAAAGACCACAAUAUGACCACAGUGGACAGCAACCCCGCUCCCCCAGAGCCAAGGACCAGAGCAGAUUUUAUCAAAUACUUCUGCCAGCUGAAGUUGGAUCCAAUCACAGCCUACAAAGAGCUGUACAUCUCUGAGCACAGCAGAAAAGUCAUCCGAACCAGGGACCUGCAGCCAUAUGGGGACAACCCAGACAGGUUUGACAGUUUUGCCCAGGUUCUGUGCCGGGAAGGUCUGUCUGGCGGCCGCUUCUAUUGGGAGAUAGAGUGGAGUGGGGAGUUCUCCAUCGGAGCUGCCUAUAGGGGCAUCAGCCGGAAGGGCAAAGGCUCGUUGUGUCUGCUGGGCUACAACGAUAAAUCCUGGAGUCUACUCUGCUCCGACACCGGCUACUCGGCCUGGCACAACAGAGUUGAUAAAGCCGUCAGCGGCCCUCACUCUCCGAGGAUAGGCGUGUACUUGGACCAUAGCGCAGGCGUGCUAGCUUUUUAUAGCAUUGGAAGUAGCAUGACGCUGCUGCACAGGUUUGAGACCACGUUCACUGAGCCCCUUUACCCAGGCUUUGGAGUUGGAACCUCGGUCAAAAUCUGCACCAUCAAAUGAACAUAUUUGACCCAACACUUACAUUUUGAUGUCUUUUACUGCAUGAUGCUUUUAAAAUAUGUAUUUUUGCAUAACAUUGACAAUGUUACACUGUUUAGAGCUGUUUUCCACCAAAAUGUGUAAACCGUCACAUACUGUAUUAUUAUACAUUUUCAAAAUCAAAUUACUGUAACACUUUCAAAGAUCACUGCCAAAAAAAGCCCUUUAAAAGUGGUAUGCUUCACCUCAAGUUACAGUGCAUGUCACAUCCUGAUAUUUCAUAUUUAUCUUGCGUGAGAGGAUGUGUCAAAGUUUCUUAUAGUCAAAACAGAUAACUGGAUGCAUUGUCGCAUUUUUCUUUGUGACCAUAAUUUUAAAAAACUGGAAAAAUGAUUUCAUGCCCUCAUAUUUGCCUUUUCACAGUUCAACUAACUUUCUAUUUAACGUUAUGCAUGUUUACUUACAUAGGCGACUGUUUAUUGAAAACCCUGAAGAUAAUUGUUAUACAAAACAGUCUUAUUUUAUAUUUUGGAAAGAUUUAUAGUUUUGAAUAAAGAGCGAAAUAAAAAAGGUACCGUAGUUUGUUUCAUUGUUUUUUCCACCCUCAAGGCAACAGUUAUGUAAGUACACAUGACAGGCGUUGUCGAACACAUAAGGUGUGUCGUCUAGCAAAUGUACCACCAGCUCCCUCUAGUGGAUGAUGACAGCAACAGAUUUUU